Molecule: messenger RNA, 825 nt
Organism: Emys orbicularis (European pond turtle)
Lineage: Eukaryota; Metazoa; Chordata; Testudines; Emydidae
Gene: FMR1NB
Product: FMR1 neighbor
Exons: 8
Coding region: 1-825 (274 amino acids)
Source: RefSeq, a predicted model, not a curated record
AUGUCUGACAACCACCUCCACCCCCCAGCAGAUGACUAUGGAGUUAUGAGGGACAGCAGCCCAGAUGUGGAAGAGGCAAGCAUAAUGAUGCAAAUGGCGACUGGCACUCAGUUUUGGGGGAACUAUGUGAUUUUGGUGAUGUCUCCUAGCAUCUGUCCAAGUGAGUAUUGCAAAGAGAAAAGUAUUUUAAUAGAAGUAGCAAGUUUUGCUUCACCACUUCAGCAUGUUGUAAAAAGAAGUGAAGUGUCACCCAACAAACCUAAAACGAAGCUAGAAGAUAUAUCGGAAGCUCUAUUAAAUUUCUUCAAUCCAGUGACAUGUCGUCCCAAAGAAGAUCAAACAGUAGUUGCUUGCCACGCAGGAGAGAAUAUUAACAAGACUACUUGUCUGAAAAAUAGAUGUUGUCACUCUUCCAAAAAAAGCAGUCAACUGAAGUGCUAUACCCCACUCAAAGACAAUGUCCUGGCUUGUUCCACCGUCCUGGCUGAUGGUGCUGCCCAAAUAUGUGAAUGUUUCUGCAUUGGACUUCAGCUGACACUGCGACUGUUUGCACUUGGAAUAGGAGGAAUGAUUAUUUUGGGGUGUCUGCCAUUUUUCUGCUGUACAUAUUUACAGGGAAGUAAGUGUGCCAACCCUUUGCUAAGAGCAAACAAAGAAGUUGAGCAAAUUGUUCAGAAGCAAACAGAUGCGAGUGAAAACAUUGGUGGCUAUUUACUGGAGUUUCUUAGAGAAGAUGCUAAGGAAAGAAGCAAGCACAAGAAGAAAGAGAAAAUGCCAGCUGAUCUUGAACAGCCUAGGCAAGACAAGGAUGCCAGUGUAACCUGA